CAGUGCACGCCUUCUGGGCCGGGCCCCGCCCCGGCGGCUUUAUGAGGCGGCCGCCCGCCAUCCGUCGCCAUCCGCCUCCAUCGGCCGCCAUCCGCCCCCAUCCGCCCCUUCCUCGGGCUCGCCGACGCCUCCUCCCCCUCCGAUGGCCGUCCUUUUGGUCCUGGCCCUGGCCGCGGCCGCCCUGGCCGAGCCGCUGCGCUACAAGGACUGCGGCUCCACCGUGGGGACGGUGAUGGAGGUGAACGUGAGUCCCUGCCCCACGCAGCCCUGCCAGCUCCACAGAGGGGAGUCCUACAGCGUCAACGUCACCUUCACCAGCGACACCCAGUCGCAGAACAGCACGGCGUUGGUUCACGGCCUGGUGCUUGGCGUCCUGGUGCCCUUCCCCAUCCCCGAGCCCGACGGUUGUAAGAGCGGCAUCGCCUGCCCCAUCGAGAAGAGCAAAACCUACAGCUACUUGAACAAGCUGCCGGUCAAGAGCGAAUAUCCCAGUAUUAAGUUGGUCGUGCAGUGGGAACUGGCGGAUGACAAGAAGAAUCGUCUCUUCUGCUGGCAGAUCCCAGUGCAGAUCACCAGCUAGAGAGCCGGGCGGGGACGGGGGCGGGGGGAGACGCCGGCCCGGUGCCCAACGGGAACAAGGGGAUCGCCGCGUUUUCCGCUCUCUGCCCCGACGGCCCCCCCCCCCCCCGAGCGCCCGGAAUCCGGUUGCCCGGCGGGCCGGUCGGGAGCCGCGCCGGCCGGACUCCCGUCCCCGAGAGAGGCCGGGUGUCUCUCGCCCCGGUUCUCGGCAGUCGGGAUGCGGGGGCUUUGAGGCGGGCGAUAAGACUUCCCCCUCCCCCCCCCCCCCCCCGGCACCUCUGGCCGCCCUCAAGAGGGUUCCCCGUUCCGGGUGGAUUUCCUCGCUCGCUCCCCCACCUCGGGAGAGUAAAUCCUCUCCCCCGUUAAGUGCCUGGCGGUGAGCUCCUUAACCUCCCCUGGCUCCGUCUUGCUUUCCGGCAUCCCCCUCGGCGAUAACCCGCUCCCCGCGACGCCGGUCACCGGGGAGCUUUCUUGGGGCGCCUUCCCCGGGAGGCGGUUCGUACCCCCGCGGAGCCGGAGUCGCCUCCCGGCCCGGGUCGGUUUCCCGCGACCCGCGGUGGCCCGUUCUUUUUGUAACCUCGGUACGCUGGCUUCUCUGGUUUUUUUUUUUUUUUUACAAACCCGGAAAUUCUCCUUUUAAUAAAGUCUUAGAAAUCCUCC
Molecule: messenger RNA, 1239 nt
Organism: Ornithorhynchus anatinus (platypus)
Lineage: Eukaryota; Metazoa; Chordata; Mammalia; Monotremata; Ornithorhynchidae
Gene: NPC2
Product: NPC intracellular cholesterol transporter 2
Exons: 4
Coding region: 143-580 (145 amino acids)
Biological process (GO): cholesterol efflux; intracellular cholesterol transport
Molecular function (GO): cholesterol binding
Source: RefSeq, a predicted model, not a curated record